Messenger RNA from Alligator sinensis (Chinese alligator), 452 nucleotides. Its product is annotated as interleukin-8-like. Gene Ontology annotation, molecular function: chemokine activity; CXCR chemokine receptor binding. Gene Ontology annotation, cellular component: extracellular region. NCBI's taxonomy places the organism in Eukaryota, Metazoa, Chordata, Crocodylia, Alligatoridae. Bases 64 to 354 code for a protein of 96 amino acids. The record is from RefSeq and is a predicted model, not a curated record. Gene Ontology annotation, biological process: neutrophil chemotaxis; antimicrobial humoral immune response mediated by antimicrobial peptide; inflammatory response. The transcript has 4 exons.
AAAGGUCCUGUGUUCCUUUGACCCAGAGCCAAAAGAGUCAAGGAAGAAAAUUCUUGUGUAAUCAUGAACUGCAAGAUUGUCUUGGCUGUCUUGGCUGUCUUCCUGAUCUCACUAGCUUUGAAUGAAGGCAUGGCCUUAGCACAGAUUGGGAACGAGCUCCGAUGCCAGUGCAUAAACACUCAUUCCAAGUUCAUCCCCCGCAAAUGGAUUCAGGAUGUGAAGCUGAUCCAAAGUGGGGCUCACUGCCAGAAUGUUGAAGUCAUUGCUACUCUUACAGAUGGCAGAGAAGUGUGUUUGGAACCCACUGCUCCCUGGGUGAUGCGCCUUGUCCAGGAUAUUUUGAACAAGGCUUAAGUCAAUACUGAAGCAUUGCUCUAAGCAAAGUCAAACAUAAAAAAAAAAUCACCUCCUUUGUCCUUAAAGAAACAUUUCAGUGAAGAUGCCAGUCAGUC